UAGUCGAGAGUCUAUGAAAAGCUUGUAAAAGCCAUAGAAACUGGUUUCAGUCUAACCAUCAGCGACAGCCUCAACAAGACAGCAGUUUACACCCAGCCAAAGACAGAAUGAGUGCUAACAGAACUGGGGAACCACCUCCAUAUGUCAUUCCAGUAGAGGGUGCCAAGGGCUCCAAUGUCAAGGUCUACCAUGUGCACACUCCAUUCAACCCACCAAGCUCCAGUAUUGAAGAUUCUCGAAACCAGAUGGAAUCAGCCAGACCUGUUCAGUCAACGGAAGCCAAAAACAAAUUCGUCAGCUACGAAUCAUAUGAGCUGGGUCGCAAUCCAGGAAUGGCCACCUGCACAACCUGCCAACAGCAGGUCUUAACCAAUGUCACCUACAAAGUGGGGGUUUACGCCUGGUUGAUGUGCUUACUCUUCAUCCUGUGCGGGUUUAUUUUGUGCUGCUGUCUGAUUCCGUUCUUCAUGAAGUUUUUCAAAGACGUCUAUCACACAUGCCCGAAAUGCAAUAAGAUCCUGCACAUUGAAAAGAAGCGAUGCUGCUAACCCUUAUCCUAACCCUUCCCCAAUUUUAACACCACUCAUGGAUUUGUAUGGCACCUUAAACUACAUGAAGGACACUUUCGGGCCAACACAGAUGUCAUCUAGUACAAAUUUGAUUGUAUAAACUAAUGCUUUGCAAUCUUUGUAACUCAGAACCUUUUGAUGUUCAUCUGGCUUAGUCUUUAUUAUUACAUUAUUACACUCUCAAAUGAAUAUGAAUAUACUCAUUCUGAUUGUAUAUCUAUAAAGGACUCAGGGUUAAGGCUUCAGAGGGUUGAGGAGUUUGUGGAACCAAAAAUUUUAUUUUUACAUCACAUAAUGUAAAUAUCAGUAAUUUUGGCAUCAACUGGUUUCAUGAAGAACCUUUAACAUCCAUGGAAACUUUCCAGUUGGACAAAAGGUUCUUUAUAAUG
Messenger RNA from Sinocyclocheilus rhinocerous, 958 nucleotides. RefSeq names its product lipopolysaccharide-induced tumor necrosis factor-alpha factor homolog. The record is from RefSeq and is a predicted model, not a curated record. The transcript is spliced from 5 exons. Gene Ontology annotation, cellular component: cytoplasmic side of lysosomal membrane; nucleus; cytoplasmic side of late endosome membrane. Gene Ontology annotation, molecular function: zinc ion binding. NCBI's taxonomy places the organism in Eukaryota, Metazoa, Chordata, Actinopteri, Cypriniformes, Cyprinidae. The coding region runs from base 108 to 548 and encodes 146 amino acids.